Oncorhynchus mykiss (rainbow trout) is the source of this 4258-nucleotide messenger RNA. The record is from RefSeq and is a predicted model, not a curated record. Lineage: Eukaryota; Metazoa; Chordata; Actinopteri; Salmoniformes; Salmonidae.
ACCACGUGACUGAACACGGAAGUGUAGCGUGCGAUAACAUUUAGUAGAAAAUUGGAAAGGAGUUCACUCAUUCUAUUGUGUCAAUAAUGAGAAGAAUUAUAGCCAUAGAAACCGUUGGCCUACUUUGUUAGAAAUCGAGCUAAACAGACUGUUCAUAAAGUUUUGCAGAAGGAUGCUGAUUUGACAGCUCAAAUUCCUCGCUCCUUGUGCCUGAUUGGCUAAAACAAGCCCGUUGAAAUUGGGGGUUCGCAUCGGUGGAGAAUGGCUAACAAGCCUGCUAGCUUCGUAUUUUAAAGUCCGUGCUAGCCCACAAUCCAUUUGAGUGGAGUUCUUAUCUGUCUGUCAUACUGUUGCGCAAGAGAGACACAUGAAAAUUGUCUUAACUACAUAAUCAAGCUUGACAAAAGACAGAGGACUAGGUGUGGAUGACCCCUCCCCUUACGAGAUGUAACAGGAUGCUGAACCAUCACUGUAGAAGGAACCCCGAGCUUCAAGAGGAGCUGCAGAUACAGGCUGCAGUGGCAGCGGGGGAUGUGUACACUGUCAGGAAGAUGCUGGAGCAAGGCUACUCUCCGAAGAUCCGUGAUGCCAACGGGUGGACCCUGCUCCACUUCUCCGCUGCCAAGGGGAAGGAGAGAUGUGUCCGGGUCUUCCUGGAGCACGGAGCUGACCCCACAGUAAAGGACUUCAUCGGCGGCUUCACGGCGCUCCACUAUGCCGCCAUGCACGGCCGUGCGCGCAUCGCCCGCCUCAUGCUGGAGUCGGACUUCCGCAGCGACAUCAUCAAUGCCAAGAGCAACGACGGCUGGACGCCGCUGCAUGUGGCUGCCCACUAUGGCCGCGACUCUUUCGUGCGGCUCCUCCUUGAGUUCCGCGCCGAGGUGGAUCCCCUCAGCGACAAGGGCACCACGCCCCUCCAACUCGCUAUCAUCCGUGAGCGCUCCAGCUGCGUGAGAAUCCUGCUGGACCACAGCGCCAACAUCGACAUUCAGAAUGGCUUCCUGCUGCGCUACGCCGUCAUCAAGGGGAAUCAUUCCUACUGUCGUAUGUUCCUGCAGCGGGGUGCGGACACUAACCUGGGUCGCCUCGAGGACGGGCAGACCCCGUUGCACCUAUCGGCACUAAGAGACGACGUGCUGUGUGCUCAGAUGCUUUACAAGUACGGCGCCGACACCAACACAAGGAACUACGAGGGCCAGACUCCCGUGGCGGUGUCGUCGAGCAUGUCGGGCAUCAGCCGGCCCUGCCUGGACUUCCUACAGGAGGUCACCAAAACAUGGAGACAAAACAGGACCGGGUGAUGGAAACGCUGCAAGUCCGUUUCAGGAAGUGUUGGAGCGAGAUUGUAAGUUGAGAGGAGAAAAAGAACCUCCAGAAACAUAGGGACAGGGAGUGUUGUCAUGGUUUUAUAAUGACCAGUCUUCUGUUGGGGGGGCACGAUGUUACCUGAAGCAGAAAUCAUUUUAGAGAGGCACAAUGCCCUGCUGCAUUCCUCUGUGUUUCUCACUGAACUUUGAUAUGGAGAUAUCAAAGAGCUCUGGGCUGCUCCCAAAUGGCACCCUAUACUGUAUAUUCCCCAUAGGGCUCUGGUCAAAAGUAGUGCACUAUGUAGCGAAUGGGGUGGCCAUUUGGGACGAAGACCUGCUGUGCUAUUUCAGACUGACAGCCAUGUGAAGUCAGACCCCUCUAUUCAUUCAGACCGUAGCAAACGAUCAGCCAGAUCACAUAUCCCCCCUUAUUGAUUACACUGACUACCUCAGUGGAUGAACCCAUCUGCUGCGGCUAGCAGGGCCUUGUUGAAGGAUGAAUGGCACCCAGCUCUUAUGAAGCUCAUUGUAUAUUAUGCCAUAGAUGUAUGGUGUUUCCCGUAGGUUGUUUCUCAGGUGGGUUGGUUGGGGAGCAGAGCGUCGGCCCCCUAGCUACAUCCAGGGCUGUCGCUGCCAACACUGACAUCUCAACUAGAUAGAUGUAGAGAGAUGAAAUGGAAACCAGAAUGUCUUUUAAAAGUUGAAAUACAACCAAACAUUAUUUCACACUUACCUUGGCUGAAGUUGGUUCACCAACACUGAUAUUUCACCUGUAGUCUAUAAAUGAUUGAAGCCUUUGGUUUGUAAAGGAGAAGUGUGACUCAUCUUCCGUAUGGUUUGUCUUUAUUUAGAGAGUGUGGAAUGUGGAUGAAGGGGUAGCCUAUAGUUGAAGAGUGGAGAAAGCACUAGCACUGUGCCGCGCUGUCACACCGGUUUGAGAUUUUUAAACCAAACCUUUAGUUCAGUUUCACCUGGAGAAAGGAAAGGACAGCUUAGUUCUGGAGACUGCAGAGGGACACAGAGAGGACAGUAUGGUUGUGGUGACGGGGAGAGAUGAGGACAGUAUGGUUGUGGUGACGGACGGGGAGAGACGAGGACAGUAUGGUUGUGGUGACGGACGGGGAGAGACGAGGACAGUAUGGUUGUGGUGACGGACGGGGAGAGACGAGGACAGUAUGGUUGUGGUGACGGACGGGGAGAGACGAGGACAGUAUGGUUGUGGUGACGGACGGGGAGAGACGAGGACAGUAUGGUUGUGGUGACGGACGGGGAGAGACGAGGACAGUAUGGUUGUGGUGACGGACGGGGAGAGACGAGGACAGUAUGGUUGUGGUGACGGACGGGGAGAGACGAGGACAGUAUGGUUGUGGUGACGGACGGGGAGAGACGAGGACAGUAUGGUUGUGGUGACGGACGGGGAGAGACGAGGACAGUAUGGUUGUGGUGACGGACGGGGAGAGACGAGGACAGUAUGGUUGUGGUGACGGACGGGGAGAGACGAGGACAGUAUGGUUGUGGCGACGGACGGGGAGAGACGAGGACAGUAUGGUUGUGGUGACGGACGGGGAGAGACGAGGACAGUAUGGUUGUGGUGACGGACGGGGAGAGACGAGGACAGUAUGGUUGUGGUGACGGACGGGGAGAGAUGAGGACAGUAUGGUUGUGGUGACGGACGGGGAGAGAUGAGGACAGUAUGGUUGUGGUGACGGACGGGGACAGUAUGGUUGUGGUGACGGACGGGGAGAGACGAGGACAGUAUGGUUGUGGUGACGGACGGGGAGAGAUGAGGACAGUAUGGUUGUGGUGACGGACGGGGAGAGAUGAGGACAGUAUGGUUGUGGUGACGGACGGGGAGAGAUGAGGACAGUAUGGUUGUGGUGACGGACGGGGACAGUAUGGUUGUGGUGACGGACGGGGACAGUAUGGUUGUGGUGACGGACGGGGAGAGACGAGGACAGUAUGGUUGUGGUAACGGACGGGGAGAGACGAGGACAGUAUGGUUGUGGUGACGGACGGGGAGAGAUGAGGACAGUAUGGUUGUGGUGACGGACGGGGAGAGAUGAGGACAGUAUGGUUGUGGUGACGGACGGGGAGAGAUGAGGACAGUAUGGUUGUGGUGACGGACGGGGACAGUAUGGUUGUGGUGACGGACGGGGACAGUAUGGUUGUGGUGACGGACGGGGACAGUAUGGUUGUGGUGACGGACGGGGACAGUAUGGUUGUGGUGACGGACGGGGACAGUAUGGUUGUGGUGACGGACGGGGACAGUAUGGUUGUGGUGACGGACGGGGACAGUAUGGUUGUGGUGACGGACGGGGAGAGAUGAGGACAGUAUGGUUGUGGUGACGGACGGGGACAGUAUGGUUGUGGUGACGGACGGGGACAGUAUGGUUGUGGUGACGGACGGGGAGAGACGAGGACAGUAUGGUUGGGUCCUGCCCUUGUGUGAGAGAUAUUUAACAUUUUUCUCUAGCCCCAUUCGACUGAUAACACUCCAGAGCUAGCUUCCUGGAUGCUAAUAGAUUCCUAAACAUUUUAAAACUGCCAAUAAGAGGGUGUUUGGCCUUGAGCUGCCUGAUAAUUUGGGAAACAUGUUUUGAAAGGCUCAUUAUUGUCCCAUUUCAAGUGUGGAAUAAUCUAACGUCACAGUGAGAGGGAGCUUACUGACCAGCUGCUUGUUUCACUUUGAUUCAGAGUCAAACGUAAUGAAUCAAAGUAAAAGGAGCAAAUUGACACUAGACAUGCUUGUCUGACUCACCCUGGCUCUCCUGUAACAGCGGGACAUCCAGUCUUCUGUUCACCUUUUACAUCCUCAGUCUUUUGUGCAAGAUUAGUUAUCAAAACGCGCUUAACUUCAACCUUUUAUUUCAUACACACCAUUGGUAGAAUGAGCUGUUCUUACUGUCCUUUUGUGGAAAAGGGCGAUCUGCUUUGAUCUCUUUAACAGAUGU